AUGUAACUUAAUCUCAAAUCAAUAAUCUUGACUUCAAUUUAUUUUUCAAAAAAGUUUACAAACUCUUCUCUACAGUUUCACACUAAUCUUAAAAUAAAUAUUAAGUGUUAAAAUUACUCUGAUGACUAUAUUGCAUCUACUAUAAGCAGUGCAUUAUAAAAAUGUACAAAUCUAACAACUUUGGAAUUAAAUUUAAAGGGAUAAAUUGGAAGGAAAGGCUUAGAUAAUCUAUGUUAAGCUUUAAGAGAAUGCAUAAAUCUUACUAAUUUAACACUUGAUGUAGAAUUAAAAGAAGGAUACGGUGUCAUGGAGAUAUGUUCUGCUUUAUCUGAGUGUUCGAAUAUUUCAACUUUGAACCUCCAUUUUGAUUUAAAAAGCUGUUAUAUUGGUGAGGUAGAAAUAGCAUUUUUAAGCUACGCUUUAGAAAAAUGCCCAAAUCUAGCAUAAUUAAGUCUUUCAUUUGGAGAUGUUAGUAAUGAUGAUAUUUUGUAAAUAUCAAAUUUAGCUCUUGCUCUGUCUAAACACACUAAUCUCUAAGCUUUUAACCUCAAAAUAGGCUAAUUUCAUAUAAUUUGCUAUUGA
Messenger RNA from Tetrahymena thermophila SB210, 582 nucleotides. RefSeq names its product kinase domain protein. The transcript has 7 exons. Lineage: Eukaryota; Ciliophora; Oligohymenophorea; Hymenostomatida; Tetrahymenidae. The record is from RefSeq and is a predicted model, not a curated record.